This is a messenger RNA of Echinostoma caproni, 270 nucleotides long. The record is from the annotation of a GenBank genome assembly. NCBI's taxonomy places the organism in Eukaryota, Metazoa, Platyhelminthes, Trematoda, Plagiorchiida, Echinostomatidae.
AUGUCUCCUGCGACUGUCACCCAGGCUGAACCCCUCGAUUAUGAUGGUGAUGAGGAUAUUGGUUACGAUGAUGAUGAUAAUAAUAAUAAUAAUGAUGAUGAUAAUAAUAAUAAUAAUGAUGAUGAUGAUGAUGACGAUGAUGAUGAUGAUGAUGAUGAUGAUGAUGAAGAGGAUGGUGAUGACGAUGAUGGUAACCGUGAUUCGGAUUCUGAUGCAAAUGCGUUCGAUGAUGCUGCACGUGGUAAUGUUCACCAUGAAUUACGGGUUUAG